AUGGAAGACGUCCAAGCUACCGCACGAUGGGCGAAACGUGUUCUGCGCCCCUUGACCUCCAUCUGCCGCCGAAUCGAGAAGCACCAAGAAUCGCUGUCUACCAUCGCGACCGAGUCGAAAACAGCAGAGAAUAAAGACAUAGCGCCAUUAAACCCCGCAAACUCGGCACAAAGGGCGUAUGAUUACUUGGGAUCAGACGCCGACGCAGAUGAGAACGACCCGGCUUGGGUUCCAUGGGAAAAACAACCCGAGCGACGCCGGUCCAGGCGCAAGUAUUCGACCAGAGGAGAAGAUAAUGGCGGGAAAAGGCGCAGCGGAUUUGGAAUACAUAGCCCAGAACGCCCGCGCACUCUGCCUGGCGCCAUUGAGGUUGCCACACCACAGAUAACUGGGAAGAGAUGGGAGAUGCCCUCGAGUGCGCAGUCACAACGGUCGACCGGCCUGGAUAAUUUCUCUAGCCUUCCGCCGCCAUCACCAGCCUUUCGUGUCCGAAAUCCGCUGCGAAAGAGCCCUUGGCAAGAGCUUCUCGAUCAGUCCGGUGAUCCAAUUUUCGCCGACAUAGCCCACAAUCUUGAUCGCGUUUUCCAGAACUUCCUUUUCAAUACCCAGAAAUCAAGGCGCGAAGCGAGACCUUCAACGGAUGACUCUAGGUGCGGUGCUCGAUCUUUGAUGUCGAUGGUGGCGCGAUGCCUCCCCAAGUUUAUUGCGAAAGAACAAGAGCGACAGGACAAAUUGGACGAGGAUGGGGACGAAGAUAUGUGUGAUGCAUAUUUUACAGAAUUGGAAGCAUUUUAUGCGCCUCAUGGUACGGGAUGGAAACCGCUCCGUGAGGCUGUCCGCGCGCAGGGCAUUCAUCUGAUUGCCAAAAUGAUACAGAAUAGUUGGAUUACAGAUUCAGUUGCAUGCGCGCUUAUUGAAAAGUGUCGCUCUAUCGCACCCGAAGAAGGCGAUUAUUUACUCUCUACACUGCUUUCUGCACACAAAAGUUAUCCCUACCCCCAGGCUCUGAGACCUGCGGUUGAUCCUGACGCUUCGGGUGACCCCAUUCGAUUGUUGCGCAAAUACGCUCACCAUGGCGUUACUGGUCGCUCCUACAUCUUUAGUGAACUUGGAAAGCUGCUUUUGCGGGGAAUGUUACCACCACAAUGGAUGGGAACCAAAUUAUGGACAUCUUGGAUGAUUCGAGCAACACUUUCCUUCUCAAAAGAGGACAAGGACUGUCCCGCGGCUUCGCGGUUGAUUGAGGCUGUGAUUCUUUCAGCUAGUGAUUUACACGUCGUCACUACACCUGCGGCGUCUCAAAGUUCAACUAAAACGGUCUCGCUGAAAGGAAAGGCCUCUCGUGCUCACGCAACCCGGGCGGCAUCCACAGCAUGGGAAAGUCCACAAAGUGUUCGGCCUUGCCCUAUGCAGAUAGAAGAUGCAUUGAGCAACCACGUCAUAAGUCUCCUGGCAGCUUUGUGUGGCAUGCACAUCUCACGGUCUCGUGCCUCAGAUCAAGUUGAGUUCACGACAAAUUGUACGAAAGCGAGCCACAUCAUCGGCUAUUUACAAUUUGCUUUGCAGCGAGAUGUCGACACGAUGGCCCUCGCCCAGCGAAGCUAUAAUACCUCCUAUCAAUUACUACGGCGUGGUUGCAUAUUGCUAGCAACCAGCCUUGUACACUGUAAUGAUACACUUUUACUGAACAAACAGUACACUAUGUCGUCAACGAUCAACAUGGAUGAAUGCGCGGAUGUUAUAGCCUCUCGUCCCGAGAUCAUCAAAGAGCUAGCAUUUCUCGUGCGACAGGCGUUCCGCUGUUUGCGAGCAAGCCCAGAGGAUGGAGCUGCAGGGGAUGGACCUGACCAUACCAGCGAAGAAAUACGCCGCAUGGUCUCGCAGCUUGCUUGCAUAGCCGAUACACCAGGUUUGUCUGCCCUUUUAGGGCGCGUCGCCGCAGAGGCUGCUAUGGAGUUCGCUGAAGCUACGGGAGAUCCAGACGAACAUGUGUGGGCCGUAGAGGUACAAGAGGCCGUCGCCAACCGACAAGAUCAGAGAGAAAAGGACCGAGAAUCUUCAGAAGAACCCGUGGAAUCUAGCCAAAAGAUCACGAGCCAAAAGCACGGCUUGUUUCGCUGGGAAGAUAGUAUAGGCGAAUGGGUUGCUCCUACACCAGUGUCAAAGAGAAAGCCAAUCAUCGUACAAAGGGCUCAAAGACCCAUGCGUAUGCUACCAAGCCCAGUUCCCUGUGUUCCCUGUUCUACGGAUUGCAGCUCGCUUGGAUCUGAUUGCUCUCAAGACUCCGCCUCCAGUGUAAUUUCGUCACCUCCCUCAGUGGCGACCAAGAGAACUUUCGAAGAUAUUGAGGUCGUGCGAGUGCGACCCAGCAGACGACGCGGACCAGAUGUCGUGAUUGACAAUGAGAAAGACGACCUUCACGACUCUGCCACUAGUGUAAGCUCGUCUCCUCCGACACUGGCGACCAAGAGAAUGUUCGACGACAUUGAGGUCUCGAUCUCGCGUAUACGACCCAGCAAACGACCCAGACCCAAUCCAGUCGUCGUGAUCGACAACAAGGCAAGCAGCCGGAGAGAAAAUAGUCCCACUCCGACUAGGUUCCAUCCCACUGUGGAACCAGUUACUCGGAUCCUGCGAGAGCGCAACUCCAACUUGACCAGACGGGCCGCGCCCACGAGACAUGCGCGCAAGGUCGAAGUCGUGGUUGUCAAUAACAAGGAAAAUAGUGGAAUUCAUGAGACGCAACCCACGCCCGAGCGUGUCGAAAGACAAAUGCACCGCACAAUGGAGAGGAAGAGGCCUGUACGUACUCCAAAUUUCGCCCCGAGAUUUGUCCAGCGGCCGAGCUCCCAACGGACCAUUCCCUGCUCUCAGGAUGGCGACAGUGACGAUGAGCUUAGCUUCCUUUGA
Molecule: messenger RNA, 2910 nt
Organism: Penicillium soppii
Lineage: Eukaryota; Fungi; Ascomycota; Eurotiomycetes; Eurotiales; Aspergillaceae
Exons: 1
Coding region: 1-2910 (969 amino acids)
Source: RefSeq, a predicted model, not a curated record